CCAGCUGCGUACUGCACUCACAACGACUGCUGGGAGAGGCGCAAGUUCGCAAAGAGCCGCGGCAGCACCAGAAAUGCCGCCCAGAGGAGGCGGAGGAGUGGGCCCGGCGCAGCAGGCCGCUGGGGUGCCGCAGCAGGAGUCGCGGCAGCAGCAGCCGCAGGUCGCAGCCAAGGAGACCGCCGCCGCCAUCGUGUCACACGUCAUAGACACGCAGCAGGGCAGAGAUACCAUCGGCGUCGAGCAAGCGCCGGGGCCGAUGGCGGUGCCGGUCGCUGGGACCAAGCAGCCCGUCCCGCGGGUCCCUGACAGCGCUGGCGGUGGGCCGCCGGGCGGCGGCCGCCCUGCAGGGGAGGCGCUGUCAGUGUCAAGCACCGGGCUGGAGGGGGGCAAGGCGGUGCCGCCCCACUCCGCCGCCCUGGCCGCCGCGCCGCCCAGCCCCGACAUCCGCCGCGACCAGCCACCGCGCGCACCCCAGCACCAACACCAACACCAGCACCACCAGCAGCAGGUCGGCAAGGGCACGGGGCAGGCCGGCGGCGACGCCGGCUUUGACCAGCGGCAGCAACAGCAACAGCAGGAGCAGGGCGGGCAGCAGCACCUGCGGCCCCAGCAGGUGAUGGGCUCUGGUCCGGCCCUGGGGCGGGCGACCGACGCAGCAGGCAGCGGCGUGGCCGAUGCCGCAAAGCGCGGUGCGGAGACCGCGGGCCGUGCCGGGGCCGGCGCUGCUCAGCAGGGUCAGCGGGGCGUGGAGGGGGCGGCGGGGGCGGCCCGCCGGGGUGCUCAGGCCGCGACUGAAGGCGCCGGCGGUGCGGCGGAGGCGGCGGGCCGGGCGGCUGGAGGGGCGGCGGCGGGUGCACGCGGCGCCGCGGAGGCCGGGGGCCAGGUGGCGGGAAAGGCGGCGGAGGGCGCGGCAGCGGGCGCCCGUGGCGCGGCUGCGACGGCCGGCCAGGCGGCGGGUAGGGCUGCGGAGGGGGCGGCCGCAGGGGCGCGGGGCUCAGCCGAGGCGGCUGGCGAGGUGGGUGGCAGGGCCGCGGAGGGCGCUCGCGGCGUGACUGAGGCAGGCGGGAAGGCGGCCAGCAAGGCCGCGGAUAGCGCCGCGGCGGUCGCCAAGCAGGCGGCACGGGCUGGCGGCAAGGCUGCUGAGGGCGCGGCGGCAGUACCCGCCGAGGCGGCCCGCAUCGGCGGCGCGGCGGCCAAGCAGGGCGUUAGGGUUGGGGUGGAGGGAGCCAAGAGCGCCGUGGAGGGGGCGCAGGCAGUCACAGGCGCUGCGGUGCGCGGCACCGAGCAGGCGGCGAAGGCGGCUAGCGGCGCCGCCAAGUCCGGUAUCGAGGCGGUGGCGGCGGGCGCCAAGGGCGCGACCCGGGUCGCCGGCGCCGCCGCUGACACCGCCGUCAGCGCCGCCGAGCGCGGGGCUCGCGCUGCAAGCGAAGUGACUAAGACUGCCGCGGACGUAGGCUCACGUGCCGCCGACAAGGCAGCGGGCGUCGCGCGGGGCGCCCCGUCCGCCGCCGCCCGCGGCGCCCGCGGCGCCGCCACCGCAUCCCAGCGCGCCGCCAGCACCGCCGCCGCCGGCGCGCGGGCGGCGGCGCGCGGCGCGGGACAGGCCGCGUCUGCGGGCGCCGCUAUGAUGAGCGCUAGCCUGGAGGCGGCCAGUGACGCGGCCCGGGCGGCGCUGCACUGGUGGUACGUGCUGGCGGUGCAGCUGCCGUACAGGCUGCUGAGCGGCUGGCUUCAUGUGCUGUGGCUGGUCAGCAGCGCGGUGGGCGCGGCGGCGGCGCGUGGGGCGGUGUGGUCGCUGGACACGGCCGCCUGGGCUGGAGACGGAGCCUACAGCCGGCUGCUGAGCGGUGUGGUGUCGCUCAACCGCGGCAUGGACGCCGCCAUCAGCGCCACGCCGCCGCUGGUGAAGGGGCAGCUGGCGCGGGCGGCGGUGGUGGCGGCGCCGCAGGGCCGGGACCUGGCGGACUCGCUGUCCAACAAGUCCCCGUCGCAGGUGGGCAGCAUCUUCAGCGGCCUGGCCUCCGCCGCGGCCGCCAGCGCCGGCAAGCAGCAGCCGCUCAUGGCGGCGCCUCCCUCCGAGGACCUGGUGGAGCAGGUCAACGCCGCCCUGCACGCCGCCUUCGACCGACCCGAUGUGCCGCUGGAGCCGCAGCAGCCCCAGCCCCAGCCGGCAGCAACAGGGGCCGCGGGAGCUGACGGCAGGCAGCUGCAGCAGCAGGACACGGCGGCAGGCGGCAACGGCGGCAGCGGGCUGCGAAGUGUGGACCGGCUGCGGGACCAGCUGGUGGACCAGGCCCGGCUGCUGGUGUGGCACGUGUGGAUGGUGGGACGGCUGCAGCUGACCGCCGCCGCCGAGGUGGCCGCCGUCACACGCGGCAUGUGGAGCUGGCUGCUGCGCUGUGCCGGACACCUGGCGGCGGCGGCGGCGCUGCUGGCGGCUAUGGGCUGGGCGGCGGUGGCGGGCGGCGCGGUGGCGGCGGCGGCGUGGGCGCUGGGCGCGCUUGUGCGGCAGCUGCGGAGCGCGGCGGUGCUGGAGGUCCGCGCCCGCCGCGUGUGGGCACCGCUGGCCCUGCGCGCCGUGGACACGGCCCUGGCGCUGGCGGCGCCGCUCCUGGGCGGCAACGGCCGCCAGCGCCUGCCUACUGCCGGAGUUGCAACCACAGCCGCAGGAGCCGCAGGGGCCCCGCCCGGCACGGCGCAGCCGACGGACGUGAACCAGGGGGGCAAGGCUGUGGAGGAGCAGCAGCAUGGCAAGGAGAGCAACGGUGCCGGUGCCGGCGGCGGCGACAAGGCGGCGGCUGAGCAGCGGGAGCUCGAGGGCAGGCAGGCCGCGGCGCGGGAUGCGACGCCGGCAGCGCAGCCGCAGCCGCCGCAGCAGCGGGAGACCGGCAAGAAGGUCCCCCAGGAACAGGCUAAGGAGCAGGCUAAGGAGCAGCAGGGCGGCGUGGUGAACAAGGCGGUCCACGCCGCACAGGCUGUCGGUGGCGGCGCCGUCAACGCCGCCCGCUCCGCUGCUGACACAGGGCUGGCCGCCGCCGGCAAGGCCGCCUCUGCCACCACCGACGCGGCGGGCGCGGCGGCGGGCGCCGUGGGCGCCGCCGGCGCCAAGUUGGCGGACGCGGCGGCCGAGCCCCUCGCUGCCGGUGUUAAGCAGGUCGCGAAGGGCGUGAUGGACAAGGCGGAGGAGGUCGCGGGCAAGAUGGGCGGCGCCGGCUCCGCCGCCACCCCUGGCUCCGACACCCGCGCUCCUACUGGCCCCAGCAGCCAGGGUCCUGCAGCGGCUGGUGCUGGUGCCGGCCCUACAGCUCCCGGCAGGGAUGCCAGUGGUGGUCGUAGCGGUGCACGCGGCGUCAGUGGCAGUGGUGUCAGUGGCAGUGGCGUCAGCGGUGGCGGCGGCGGCGUCGCGCGGUGGUCUGUGUGGGACACGGUGCGCGGCUGGCAGGACUACGCGCGGGAGACGCUGCUGGCGGUGCGGGCGGCGGUGGCGCGCCUGGUGCCGCAGGACGCGCUGCAGGAGGAGGCGGCGGCCGCCCGCGCCGUGGACGAGGGGCUGGGCCUGGGCCGCCUGGCGGUGGCGGCGGAGGCCGCCUACCGCUCCACGCGGCGGCUGGCGGCGGCCUCGCUGGCGGCGCUGGGCGACAUGGCCGGCAACACCGCCGCGGACCUGGCGCGCAGGUACCGCGUGCCGCUGCCCAAGCUGGCCUGGCUGCACAGCCGCGCCACCCAGCUGGCCAAGGACCAGGCCGUGGCGUCCUUCGCCGCGGUGGCGGGGGCGGGACCCGCGCACCUGGUGGCGAGCGUGGUGGGAGCCGCACCGCCGCCGGGGGCGGCAGGCUCGGCGGGUGGGGGCGCGGGUGGGGGUGGGGGCAAGGAGGAGGUGGGGGCGAGUGGGGGUGGGGGCAAGGAGCGGGUCGGCGGUGCCGAGGAGCCGGCGGAGCAGCAGGGGAAGCAGGAGGGCGGCGCGGGGCCGGAGGCGGCGGGCAGUGGCUGAGCGAGUUGGAGGGCGGGGGAUGGGCUGGGGGUGAGGCCGUGGUGCGUGUUGCUGCAGCCAGGUCAGGUAAAGCUUUAUGUGCUUUGUUGGCGGUUGAGCGACUGUCAUAUGGUACGUUGCAUCAUAGAAAGCUAGACGGUGGCGCGUAGAGGUUUGUAGGGAAGCGGGACAGAGGUAGCUUACCCGGG
Messenger RNA from Chlamydomonas reinhardtii, 4179 nucleotides. RefSeq lists its product as uncharacterized. The transcript is spliced from 11 exons. Bases 74 to 3991 code for a protein of 1305 amino acids. NCBI's taxonomy places the organism in Eukaryota, Viridiplantae, Chlorophyta, Chlorophyceae, Chlamydomonadales, Chlamydomonadaceae. The record is from RefSeq and is a predicted model, not a curated record.